Melitaea cinxia (Glanville fritillary) is the source of this 1682-nucleotide messenger RNA. Its product is annotated as UDP-glucosyltransferase 2-like. Lineage: Eukaryota; Metazoa; Arthropoda; Insecta; Lepidoptera; Nymphalidae. Gene Ontology annotation, molecular function: UDP-glycosyltransferase activity. The record is from RefSeq and is a predicted model, not a curated record. Bases 1 to 1557 code for a protein of 518 amino acids. The transcript is spliced from 4 exons.
AUGACAAGGAUACUUCUUUUAAGAAUAUUAUGUAUCUUCCUCUUAGAAGAAAUUAGAGCUGCAAAGAUAUUGGCAGUAUUUCCAACGCCCUCAAUAAGUCACCAAGUUGUAUUUCGACCGUUGAUUCAUGAGCUGGCGAGACGUGGUCAUGAUGUCACAGUCAUCACCACUGAUCCCGUGUACCCACCAGGUCAAGCACCGGAUAACCUCACUGAAAUAAAUGUUCACGAUCUGUCCUAUAAGAUUUGGAUGGAGGAAUUCUUUAAAGCUACUGUUGAAGACGACACUAUAACUGACCAAGUAUCUAUUAUAAUGAGAGCGGUAACGAAAAUCACUAUAGAUCAAUUAAAAACAAAAGAUGUUCAAGAUAUUAUUCAGAAAAAAAAGGGAGAAUUUGAUCUGUUACUUCUAGAAGCUUACGUUAAACCAGCUCUGAUAUAUUCACAUUAUUUCAAAGCUCCAGUGAAUCUCGUCAGUUCACUAGGUGCUAUGAAGUUUAACUACAUAACAGUCGGUGCUCCAACUCAUCCUCUCUUGUAUCCACCAUUUUUACACCAAAAACUAUAUAACCUAACGAAUUGGGAAAAACUGCAGCAAUUAUAUAGUCACUGGUGUAUAGAAGACAAUGUUUGGAAAACUGAGCAAGAAGCUGACAAACUACUGAAAUCUGAAUUUGGAACUGAUAUUCCAACCAUAAGUGAAUUAUCUAAUAAUGUACAUAUGCUUUUUAUAAAUAUGAAUCCGGUUUGGGUAGACAAUCAACCAGUGCCACCUAACGUUGUUUAUAUAGGAGGAAUACAUGUGAUGCCUCGGAAGGAAUUACCGAAGGACAUACAGUCUUUCCUAGACUCGUCGAAGUAUGGUGUUAUCUACUUUAGUUUGGGCACAAACGUCAAAACAUCUGCUUUACCACCAGGAAUUAUACAGACUUUUGUAAAAGUAUUUUCUCAACUACCUUAUGAUGUCUUGUGGAAAUUUGACCAAGACGUUCUACCAGGGCAGACAAAAAAUAUUAAAAUAUCUAAAUGGUUACCACAGUCCGAUAUACUAAGACAUCCAAAUCUAAAAUUAUUUAUCACUCAAGGUGGAUUGCAAUCUACGGAUGAAGCUAUUAGCGCUGGAGUACCGCUCAUUGGUAUACCGUUGUUAGCGGAUCAGUGGUACAAUGUACAAAAAUAUGUCCGACACCACAUUGGUGUACAGCUUGAUAUAGAAUCUCUGACAGAAGAAAAAUUGAUAAAAGCUAUCGAAACCGUUACUGGUGAUAGAAGAUAUCGGGAAAAUAUACUGAGAUUGGGCAAAAUCAUGAUAGACCAGCCUCAGACUCCGCUUGAGCGCGCCGUCUGGUGGACGGAACACGUGCUGCGACACGGCGGCGCCGCGCACCUGAGGGCCGCCGGCGCCAACGUGUCCUGGGCUCAAUAUUUGGAAAUAGAAUUAAUUAUAAUUGUACUAUCAAUAAUAAUUCUCGUUUUAACUGUGAUAUUUAUAGCUUUGUAUACAUUAUGGAAAUUUCUAAGGCGAGUUAAGCCCGAAACCAAACAAAAAACUAAUUAGCGUAUACCAAUUUGUACUAUAACUGUUGAUAAAAAUACUCCGUCGGAUGUUUAUGUUGAUUAUAUGAGCAGUACCUGCUUUUGUAUAGUUAUUUAAAAAAAAAUAAUAACUAUAUAAAUGAUAAA